GGGUGCACAUGCACCCUGUGCACCCCCCUGAACACGCCUGAAAUAUAUUAUCAAAAAAGUGGGGUAAUUGGUUGUUAUCAAAUUUAAGUAAAGCAAUUUCAAAGGUGUUUAUAUCAUAGUCUGCCAAUAAACGCUCUUGCCUAAAUAAUGGCUCUAAUGGCAAUAAGAAGAGUUAGUAAUAAUUCGUACAACUUGUUUUUGUAACAGGAAAAUUCUAUUUAGGCAAGUGCUGUAGCUUGCAGGUGGUACUUAAUUUUCUUUCAUUUGAGCAGCCCUUCCUGUGAGAUGGUAUUUAUUUUGUUUGGGGAUGUGGCGGCUUUGUCUUUUUGUAAACUUAUGUUGUGUAUCCUUUAAAAAAAAUUUUUGACUUCCCCCCGCCGCAAAUUGUACAAAGGUCUGCCUCCGUGUAUUGUGAUCACGUGGUUCCUAAGAGCUUUCGUGCCAUAAGGUGAUCGUGUUGACUGUCCCGUGAAUCAUGGCCAACUACUUGGCCUUGUUGGAAUCGCGUUACUACUGACUUUUGUCAUUUCGAUCCACAAUGGAUCGCAAAGCGAACUCAGAAUAUCUUGCUGGCAAUUAUGAUACAGCUUUGGAACUUUACGAAGAUCUUUUGCGCGAAAACCCAGCAAGUCGAGAAUUUGUUUUGGGCAAAGCAAAGUCCCUUGCUCUGAUGGGUCGCGUAGGGGACGCGUACAAUUGUUACAAACGAGCAAAAAGUAAUGUGGAAAUUACAGAAGAGCACAUUGGUCCCUUUGUGGACGGAUUAGUUAAAAGGCUCACGGAUUUUCACGCUCGAAACAAGCAGUCAACUUUGGAAACAAAGUCUCGGAUCUUGUCGUGCGUACGAUGUUGUGGAAUACUGCUGGGUCCUUGUACGCUACCGUGUGGGCAUACUGUAUGCGAGAAGUGUUUGAGCAAAUCACAAGCCAAAAAAUGUGUAGAUUGUGGCGAAGACUACAGUUCUUUUGAUUUGAGGGUUAACGUGAUUUUACAAGAUACGCUGAAAAAAAAUUUUGCAAGCGAACUUGAAUCAGCUCGACUGAGAAUAUGUGGAAAUUUACUCCUAAAUAAUGACGAAUUCUCCAAAGAUGAGAUUCUGGAAAAGUAUAAAGAGGCGGAAAAACUAAACCCAAGGGACCACCUUCUGCAAAGCAACAUGUCACAUGUUCUUUUAUCAUUGGGAAAGUUCCAAGAGGCCCUGGAUAAAGCAGAGCAAGCAUGUCAUAUCAGACCUAAUUGGCCAAAGGGUUAUUACAGAAAAGGUUGUGCUUUUCUGGGUCUGGGACGAAAUGUAGAAGCAGCUGUAUCCUUUGUCCAGUGCUUAGCUCUUGACCCUCACAAUACAGCAGUGAAAAAAUCAGCCGUUCAGACUGUCCAUAGAAUUUUUGAAGCAGAAGCUAGCACUUGGAGCCAGGGAAAAACAUCAACAGAACACCUAGUGGAGGCAGAAUCGCAAGAACAGAGAGAAUUCAGCCUGGGCAACCCUGAGACGUUAUCAGGCGUCAUCAACCAAGUUGACAAGGAGGCUGAUGCUGUGUCAGUUGAUGAUGGUGAACCCUCCGAGAAAAAGCCCCGGCAAGAAAGUGCAAUGGAGAUGACAGUUGAAGAGUUUGAGUGUACUUUGUGUUGCAGGCUUUUCUACAAUCCUGUGACCACUCCUUGUGGACAUGUGUUUUGCCGUGCUUGUCUUAAUCGCAGUUUGGACCACCGACCCGGAUGUCCUAUCUGCCGAAGUUCACUCACACAGUUUCUAGCUGCAAGAAAAGAGAAUGUCACGGUUGCCAUCGAGAUGCUUUUGAAGACAUUUUUCCCAAAAGACUACGAGGACCGGAAACUACAACAUGAGGAGGAUAUGGCCAUGCUAGCAAGUAUUGCAAGUAACACGAGCGAGGAGAUCCCUGUGUUUGUGUGCACCCUUGCAUUUCCCUUGAUACCUUGCCCGCUGCACAUCUUUGAGCCUCGUUACCGACUGAUGGUGCGUCAGUGUAUGGAGUCUGGGGCGAGGCAGUUUGGCAUGUGCAUGUACGACGAUGAGCACGAUUUUUCAGAGUUCGGCACGAUGCUGGAGGUGAGGGAGGUGCGGUAUUUACCUGAUGGUCGCUCGUUCGUGGAUACAGUGGGUGGAAGGCGAUUUAAGGUGUUGAGUCGUGGUAUGCGCGAUGGUUAUAGUGUAGCCCGCGUCGAAUGGAUCCAGGAUGUACCUGUCUCGGAAGAGCAUCUCCCCGACCUCAAGGAGUUCCACAGAGCCGUGUACGACCAAGCAAGCCGUUGGUUCAACUCGUUACCUCUUCUAGUUAGGAGACGAAUCGUGCAAACAGUUAGCGAUAUGCCUGCCUGGCAAAACGACACAGAGACUCUGCCACACGGCGCGGGAUGGCUGUGGUGGAUGGUGACCGUGUGCCCCCUGGACCCGAAAACACAGCUGAGGCUUUUAGGCAUGACGUCACUCCGGGAGCGGUUGCAGGUCUUGCAACGAGUCAUAGCGCUAGUUUCUUUUUAAGCUAGAGCUCCUGUUUUGACGAGCCUUGAGGGAGUGAUUUGGGACCUUACAUUUUUAAAAGUCACAACGUUAGUUUCUUUUUAAGUUCGCUAGAGUUCCUAGGUAUGACGAGCAUCGAGGGAGUGAUUUGGGGCCUUAAUCAUAAAGAGCCACAACGUUAGUUUCUUUUUAAGUUCGCUAAAGCUCCUGGGUAUAACGAGCAUCGAGGGAGUGAUUUGGGGCCUUACAUUAUAAAGAGCCACAACGUUAGUUUCUUUUUAAGUUCGCUAGAGUUCCUAGGUAUGACGAGCAUCGAGGGAGUGAUUUGGGGCCUUAAUCAUAAAGAGCCACAACGUUAGUUUCUUUUUAAGUUCGCUAGAGUUCCUAGGUAUGACGAGCAUCGAGGGAGUGAUUUGAGGCCUUACAUUAUAAAGAGCCUAUGAGCCGCCAUCUUGUCAUCCUAGCAAAAUACCACGUGAAAGAAACAACCCAUUUCCAUCGACUGAUUUAGACAAGCUAUUUCGAUAUUGGCGAAUGAAUUUGGUAAAUGAAAUUUCGUCACAAAAUCGUCUUCCAUAAUUUAUAUUUAAAAAAAAGAAAACUGUAAUAAAUAUUGUUGCUGAUUUGGUCUUUUAGUAAUUGGGAUCAAAAGAAUAAAUCAUUACUUGAAGGGGGAUAGAAUUCAUUUGAGCUAGGGUAAGAAUACUAGGGUAAGAAUACUGUAACUUAUGAAAAGAACUCAAGGGAAAUUGGUUAGAUAUCAAGGGGUUGAGCUACUAGGGUGAGAAUACAUUAACUUAUGAAUGGCAAAACUAAAGGAAAUCAAAGAUCCACUGUAAAUUUUCUAGGAAUUCUACUGCAAGCAAAGAAAAGCUUAAGAUCCUGAUCUCGAUUUCCAUCCCUACUUUGUGAGCAGAGUGAAAUUUUCUCCAGGCUGUAGUAUAAGAGUAAAUGAUAUAAUUUUGUUAUAACAAGGGGGUAAUAAUAUUAUUGAUAAGUUAUCAAUUGAUCACCCAUACUAGUGACUUACCAAGAGCUAAUUUUGACCUGUUUACCCCCUGUGUGGUGUGAAUGUAAGAUGUUUAUGUUUUUUUAAUGUUGAAACCCUCACUUGUGUAACCUCAUAACCCACUUUUUAGUGCAAAGACAUUCAAGAUAUUUUCGGAAUACGGUCCUAGGAUUUGUAACAGCUCUGUCACAAUUAGUUUGCUAUCUUGACAUGGGAUUAGUCUCACUGUUCUGUGAAUUCAUAAAGGACUGCUCUUUUAACAAGGACUACUGUUUAAACUAACUUAGAUAGUUUUUAGUUACUUUUUCAAGGUGUAGUGUAUUAGUGUCUUGUAUAGUUUAAUUUCCAAAUUUCCCCUUUGUAUUUCCGUAAAUGUCUAAAAUUAUAGUUGUUUUUUAUUAUUAUUUUUAUUAUUAUUAAUAAUACUAGGUACUUAGAGGGAGGGCCAUAUAUUAAAAAACUGUAAAAGGUUAAUAUGCAACCCUCGUGAAAUAAAGUUCAUUGUAUUGCAUUGUA
Messenger RNA from Nematostella vectensis (starlet sea anemone), 4004 nucleotides. RefSeq names its product LON peptidase N-terminal domain and RING finger protein 3. Gene Ontology annotation, molecular function: protein binding. The record is from RefSeq and is a predicted model, not a curated record. The transcript is spliced from 12 exons. Bases 539 to 2500 code for a protein of 653 amino acids. Lineage: Eukaryota; Metazoa; Cnidaria; Anthozoa; Actiniaria; Edwardsiidae.